CAAGGUUAUCAGCACAGGGAAUUUCCAUGGACAGCUGGUCUUAAACUCCUCUGUUAUGGCCUGGAAGGACAAUGAUAAAUAACAUGAAGCAGAGAGCUAAGUCCAGUAGAACUUCUGCUUACACACUAAAUUUGUCACUCUAUUCUUUGUUUUUUUUCCUCCACCUUAGCCACUGUGUUCAGGACCCUUCAAAGUUCUCAGCAGAGUGCCAAAGUAUUUUGUCCUGGAUAUAAAUGGCAGGAAAGAUCUGUCAGCAUCAACCUAGAAAAGGCUCAACUCCACCACUUGAUGCAAUGACACCAGCACAUUCUUCAACUGAUACUUCCACAUAUGUUCCAAUGAUGACAAUAAGAUCGGAUCAGCAGCUACACUGGCCUUCUUCACUUGUACAACAAGCCUAAGGAAAAGAUGGUUUUUUCUUCGAAUGUUCUUUGUAUGUGGAGUUGUCAUCACUCUGUUACUUUAUAUUGUAUUCAGUCAACGAGUUAAAGUAAUACCGGCCACAGAUUCAUGGGACAUUCCAGUGAUUUGGAGUCCAAUAAAAGACGAAGCUGAAAUACCACCUGAGCCACCUUUACCAAAUAUUCUUUAUAUCAAUGCUAGUAAAAUAACUCUUAGUUUGGAUCAAAGUGAGCAAAAUAUAGAAGAAAAUUUUUUUCAGUUUCUCAUUAGAAAAGAAAUUUGGUGUAAAAAGAAUGAACGACUUGGACAUCAAGGAGCAGGUGGUUGGAAUGUCUGCCUUUCUCCACCUUUUGGGCUUUCUAAACCUUGUAUUGUUUAUCUUAUUGGAACAGAUGCAAACUCUGAAUUUGAUGAUGCCAUUUCUUAUAUUUAUGGUUGCCAUGUUCAUGUAUUUAACCCUGCAAAGAAGAAACUUAACAGGAAGAAGUCUAACCUGAUCCAUGUGCACAACUUUGGACUCAGUAAAAAAGAUGAUUCCAGCCCAGAAGGCUGGACAACAGUGACUUUCAAAAAGUUACUUGAGCAGAAUGGUCAUUUGCAAACUAUCAUUUCUUAUGUUAAGAUUGAUCUUGAAUAUCAAGAGUGGGCCUGUCUAAAAACUAUAUUUGCUGACAACAGUUUGGCCAAUGUUAAACAGUUAGCUUUUGAAAUCCACACAGUUUUACCAGGUAACAAGAACAAUGUACGUCCAACCAAAUACGAUUAUAUUAAGAUGUACAAGACACUGUCUCUUCUUCUUCCUUUGAAUUUUCACAAGUUUGACUACAGGCGUAACCCAUUUGGUGAAUACACAUCACCUGUCACCAAAAAACAUCGUUCUUAUGCUUAUGAACUGUACUAUGUGAAUACCAAAUACACCCUGGAAGACUAUGAUGCUGAAGUUUGAUGAUUAUAUAUAUCUUUUUGUAUCUUUGUAUAUGUUUUUACUCCAGCCUUUUCUUUUGUGUUGUUAUUGUUGAGACACUUCAAAUUUAUUAAAAUUACUUCCAACCUGCCUCUCAAACAACUAUAAGACUGAAAUAUUUAUGAAAUUUAGUAUUUCACUUGUUAAUGCCGUUGUGUAGAGGUUGGUUUUUGGUAAUCCAGGUAUGUGACCUAUUUUCUUUUUAUAACUGGUAAGAAUAAUUUAAUUUCACUUACAUUACAUCUGGUCUUUAGGAUGCCUCAAUAAUUACAACUACCCACCCAACCUCACCCAUAUCUUCUUAUUCUAAAAAUUUCAGACUUCAUGACAUUAUAAGAAACCUUACAUAAUAUAUUUAUUCACAAGGCAGUGGGCUGGCAGAAAUGUUAGUAUAUCGGACAAAAUACUUAGCGAUAUUUUGUUUGUCUUUAUGUUCUGAGUUCAAAUUCCGCUGAGGUCGACUUUGCCUUUCAUCUUUUCAGGGUCAAUAAAUUAAGUACCAGUUGCAUACUGGAGUCAAUCUAAUCGACUUGGCCCCCUCCCCCAAAAUUUUCAGCCUUGUGCCUAGAGUAGAAAAGAACAUACUCAUUCACAUUUACUACUACUACUACUACACAUUUUAGUUAUCAUCACCUUCAUUGAUUUCAUCUUCAUCUAUGUUUUUAUAACGGUUCAUAAACGUCCAAGCAAUCUUCAGAGACUGGAGUAAUUGCCUGAUUGGAGUUUCUCAAUAUUAAGUUAGCUGUUUUAUUUAAUAAUUCUGUUAGAUUCUCUCAUUAACGAAACUUGGAAUAAUUACAAUUAUUUCUCUUUCAUUAAUUUAUAGAUUUUGCAAAAAAAUUCCUUUUAUGUUUUUGUAAUUGAGAACUUGAUUUAUUUUAGGUGAAAGGGACAUGCAAUUCUUAAACCUUCAUUCCAAUUAUAGUUUUUUCAGGUACAUCAAUAUCACACCUUUCUUUGUAUUGUCUAUAUGAUAAUCUUUUACACAGUUGGUAUGUAUGAUAUGAUAGCUGAUGUGACUUUAUUCAAUUAUGUGAUCUAUAUUAACCUAGGGAAAUAAAUGUUCAAUGAAAUGAUUGUUAUAAAACAGCAUUUGGCUGCAAACUAAGUUAAAUAUUUAAAAUUAUUAUAAAUAUGUAUAGAAUGGCAAUGUGUAUUAUAUCUGUUUUCCUUGUUACAAAAGGUUGAAUACACUUGUUACUUAUUAAGCAUAAUCCUUUGCACAACCUUAUUGUUUACAAUAAGAAUUUUAUCCGAUUGAAAGAAUGAAAAUGGUGCUGUCUUUUUGUGCAAAUAACCAAGGUUACUUCCCUUGGUUAUUCACUUUUUCUUCUAAUUUAUUCCAAGCAUAGAUCUUUCUUUUUUUACUUUUUUUAAUGUUAGAUCUGAUUAUUUUUUAAAGACUCCGAGUUUGCUUUGGAAGUCUUUUCUAAAAGACUAAUAUCUUUCGGUUAUUCCUUUGUUAUAUGAAGAAACUUUAAGCAUAUAUGGCUGUGUAGUAAGAAGCUUACUUUCCAAACACGUGGGAAAGUGUCUUCUUUAGUCUCAGACCAACCAAAGCCUUGUGAGUGGAUUUGGUAGAUGGAAACUGAAAGAAACCCGUCGUAUAUGUGUGUGUGUGUGUGUGUUUUUGUCCUCCACCACUGCUUGACAACCGGUGUUGCUGUGUUUAUGUGCAAAUAACUUAGUGGUUUGGCAAAAGAGAUCAUCUGCACAGUUGUCAUCAAACUCUCAAUUUCUUUCUCAGUCUUAGUGAAUAGCUUUAGGUCAUCCAUAAACCAAAGGUUGUUUACUUUCACCCUGCCUAGCAGGUACCCCACAUGCAUUUUUCUUAAAAUGCUCGUUAAUGGCAGUAUGCAGACAACAAAUCGGAGAGGUGACAGACUUGAAAGAUCCCUUGAAAGAUUCUGCUUUGAUAUUAACCUCUCCCAGCUUAUCUCAUCAUGCUGUGAGUUCAGUUUGUCACAUUGUCAUUCACUUUUGUAUUAACUUCAGGACAUUGUGGGAGACAUUAAGCAGUUUAAGGCAUUCAAUAAUCCACAAGUGUGGGACCAUGUCAUAUGCUUUCCUGUAGUCCACCCAUGCCAUUGCCAAAUUUUUGUGUCUCUUCUAGCAGUCAGCCAGGAUAGUCUUAUCGAUUAGUAAUUGAUAUUUUGUUCCUCUGCACUUACAUCUACAUCCUUUUUUGUUCCACUGCGAUUCCCAUGGAGUGAUUUUCAAAUGUUGGUAUGCAUGUGCAUACACCAUACUAACUUCUAUCACCUUGCAUAUCUUCUCUGUCUGUCUCUCAUACACACAUGCGCACUCACAUGUAAUCUACAAAUAUCUUUCAAAAUUUAGGAUGACUUGGUUGAAUGUUGCCAUGCCUUUUCUCACGUUUUAGUUGCCUCUGUAGUUACAAGCAGACAACUCGUAUCUACAAUGACUGCCAUACAUAUAAUUUGUCUGGAAAACGAAUUUUUGCAUGAGAGGAGAAGCUUAGGUUUGUAGUGAUGGGAUGUACAAAAUGUUGACUGGGGCCAAUGGAAUUGACUUAUCCCUUGAAGAAGGCCCAGUAUGGUUGCAUCCACUAACGGAAAGUAAUAGAGUGGAAAUGUGCAUUUGUUGAUAGAAACAUAUAUAUAUAUAUAAACUCAAAUACACAGGUGAAUAUAUGAAUAUAGUUAAACUAACACAACAAAGAUUUCUUUACAAUUUUUUCACAUUAUAAACAUUUUAGCUGAAAAUGUUUACUAAUAUUUUCAAUGAAAAUAUAUGCUGUCAUAGUUGUUUACCAUGAAUAUAUUUUGUUUCUGGUAUUUGUCAAUAAAAUAUUUUUUUAAUAACAUUUUCUUUUAAAUGUGAUAUUAAAAAAAGAAAAAAAUUUUACAAUUUA
This is a messenger RNA of Octopus bimaculoides (California two-spot octopus), 4241 nucleotides long. Its product is annotated as putative methyltransferase-like protein 24. The record is from RefSeq and is a predicted model, not a curated record. Lineage: Eukaryota; Metazoa; Mollusca; Cephalopoda; Octopoda; Octopodidae.